This is a messenger RNA of Copidosoma floridanum, 2063 nucleotides long. RefSeq lists its product as uncharacterized. Lineage: Eukaryota; Metazoa; Arthropoda; Insecta; Hymenoptera; Encyrtidae. The record is from RefSeq and is a predicted model, not a curated record.
ACAAUGACUAUUCGUUAAACCCAAGUAAUUUUUUUUUCUCUACCAGCGUUAAUCAUUCACGUCUUUGCUGUCAACGUACACGUUUGUUGUUAACAUACAGUGCACACAGUGGGGCUUCGGCGUCAUCCCCGUAAACAUGAACAGAAGACUAAGGAGUAUGAGAAAAACGGCAAGAGCGUCAACAAAAUGUUCGCCAGUUUUGUUCGAGGAUGAAGAAAUGAGCACAUCGUCGCCAGACGAAGUAAGACCGACACACAAGCCAACAACACCUCGAUCUAAGUCUUUGUUAGCCGGUCACAGUACACCAAUUAGAGCUAAGAAAAAGAUUGACGCUUCCGAUUCUCCGGAACUGAAUUAUAACGAGACUAACGAGAGUCCAAUCGAGCCACUGACCCAGCAUCCCCCAAACGAGGUAGGAUGGGAUUAUCAGAGACCGCUCAUGAAGGAGGAUGGAAGUGGAAGUUUGACUUCUCUAGAGAUCAAUAAGACACCCAAAAGGAGUGCCGCUCUUCUAGCCAAGAAGAGAAACUCCAAUUCCCCUCUGCUUCAUAAGCCGUUAAAGAAAAAACUCAUCCAGGAAGAACAGCGAGAGAACUUGGCUGGGUUUAUGGAGGAACUAAGAGCAAUAGAAAUGAAAGCCAAAUUAUUUGGGGAAAUGAAUGUCGAUGAUCGAAAAAUCGAGGAUCACGUGGAAAGUCAAUUGGUUAUUGAUGUGGAUAGUGAAACUUCUGGUGACUCUGAUAUUAAACUACGAGUGUCAGCAGAUGAAUCUAUUGGUAAAAAGCCAAGUCCAACUGUAAAUAAAAAUACAGAUGAAUUCAUGGACGACUCAAUAGAGGAUAUGCUGGUAAUGUGCAGUCAACAGGUUGAAGCAGAGGAAUUCGGAAUUCAAGCUGCACCUAGUGCAAUCCAGUCCUCAACCAGCACUUUAAGAUUUAUUCAGGCACCUCAGGUUUGUAGCACUGGUAGUGAAAAGCCAUUAAAAACGGGGGCAAAAGAAAAUUGUCAGCCACUGAACAAUAACACUAAAGUUAAUGAAUCCUUGGAUAAGAACUCUUCUUCGGGCAAAGGAGAUUCGAAUUCGUUAGAAAUACCUGAUGAUUCAUUUGACGAUUUUAUGGUUGAAUUCGAUGAUAAGGACUUUUGUCAGAAUUCAGAGACUGAAACGGUUAUUAGUAAUGUACAUAAACCUCGUAAAAAUUCCACGCCUGUCGUGACGACUUCAAAAAGCUCUAUUACUCAGAAUAAAUUUUUUCAGCACAAAAAUUCCGUUUGUAUCAAGCAGACCAAGAUUAUUUCCUCAAACUCGAGCUGUAACAUACCAGUAACAUCGAGUGCUUCAAUUCAGAAUAAAGUUGUAAAUACUAACGCAAAUUUUGGAUACUUGAAUCAAAAUUACGUGAAAAAUUACAACAGUUCGGGCUUCAUUUCGCAAACUCAAUCAAGCAACAAUAGUGAUAAUAACAAUGAGACGAGACUUUUUAAAUCAAAAAGUUACUCAGACUCGCAUUUUCUUAAUCAAAGCAAUUCAGUAAAAAAUUCUACUACGAAAUCAGUAAUUACACAAAAACCAGAAAAUAAAAGUCUCGUGGAGCAGUCAAAAUCAUCAAGCAAUUCAGAUGUUAAAAGUUGGAGGAGAGUCCAAUCAAGUUCAUCAUUGAGUGAAUCAAGUGUUAACAAAAAUAGCCAACAAUUAAGCAAUCGUGAAACAAGUAACAGUGAAGGAUCACUGCCACUUUCUACUCCUGCUGAAAUUGAAAGGAAACGACAAGAAGCCAUAAUGAAAAGGGAAGCUAGAUUGCGGAUGAGGCUCAAUAGUGUUACGAUACAGAACAGGCCAAUGUACAAUACAACAAAAAGAUAAAGACGUUAUAAAGAUUUCUAAAAUUAACUUUUUUUUUUUUUAAUCGAGUGAUUGUUAAAACGAUUGUAUUGUAAGUAGUAAGAUUAAUUACGUGUAAAAUGACGGAAACAUGAGUAUAAACGUUGUAAAGCCUACACUGUGUAGGAUUUGUAUUAUAUAUUUAUUGUUUAUAAAGUAAAAAAAAUUUAUAAUUUUUUCU